Molecule: messenger RNA, 2034 nt
Organism: Lolium rigidum
Lineage: Eukaryota; Viridiplantae; Streptophyta; Magnoliopsida; Poales; Poaceae
Product: cysteine-rich receptor-like protein kinase 43
Exons: 8
Coding region: 107-1753 (548 amino acids)
Biological process (GO): protein phosphorylation
Molecular function (GO): ATP binding; protein kinase activity
Source: RefSeq, a predicted model, not a curated record
UCGUUUUGGUUCCACGAUUCAUUGAGAGCACUAUAUAUGCCACUCCGCGGAAGGAAAAGUUACGUUUGCUAGCUUCUGGAAGUGUGUGUAUUUCGAGCAUCAAACAAUGUACGGCGAGUCUAGCAAAUAUGAUAGCCUGGAGAGCGUACUGCAUGAUCAAUGUUCAAAACCACGCGCUCUACCAUUACAGUUUUUGAAAGACAUCACAGACAACUUCUCGUAUGAGCGACUACUUGGUGAAGGUGGUACUGGCACGGUAUACAAGGGUGUACUACAAAGUGGGAAAAUAAUAGCUGUGAAGAGGCUAGAACCAUCAAUGGUGUGCGCUCAGAGCUUAUUUGAGAAUGAGGUUCAUCAUCUUAUGAGGCUUAAUCACCAAAAUAUUGUUCAAUUUAUGGGUUACUGCUAUGAAACAAAGAAGUUAUAUGAAAAUUACGAAGGGAAGAUGGUUUUUGCUGAGAGCUCAGAAAUGUUGCUCUGCUUGGAGUAUCUUCCUAAAGGAAGCCUUGAUGGGUAUCUUUCAGAUGCAGAUGGAUCCUCUGAACUUGAUUGGCACACGCGGUACAAAAUAAUUCAGGGGAUUUGCAAUGGUUUGCACUACCUUCAUGAGAAAAUUGAUAAGUCUAUUCUUCACUUGGACCUAAAGCCUGGGAAUGUAUUACUUGAUCACAAUUUGGCACCGAAAAUUUCUGAUUUUGGGCUUUCCAGACUGCUUGAUCAGCAUCAAACUAUUUCUAGUCCAAAUCGUGUUGGUACAUUUGGCUACAUGGCACCGGAAUACGUCCAUGAAGGUACAAUCACACCUAAGUCAGACAUAUUCAGCCUGGGUGUGAUAAUCAUGGAGCUAAUAAUGGGAAACAGGAACUACCCAAGUGUUACUGGAACAUCUUCAGAGGGAUUUAUUGAUCUUGAACUUAAAAAAUGGAGUAAGACGCUGGAGAAAGCACAGGGUUACACAAAGCUAGAAGUAGAUUGCCAACAAAUAAAAAGAUGCAUUCAGAUAGGUCUAAUAUGCGUGAAUCCUGACUGGACCAAAAGACCUACAACAACAAAAAUUAUCGAGAUGUUUGAAGGAUUGGAAAGUUCGGAUUGUAGCAAAAGCAGUGAGGCAACCUCAUCAGCAGAUCAGAUCUCAAAGGGACUCAAAAAGCACAGGGAUAACUUUGGGGUUACUAAAGAAGGAAAUCUACCUCCUAAAAAUACAUUAUGUAUCGAGAUUUUUGGGCAAGCAGAAAGAAGGAAUCCAGAAGUUGGAGAAGCAUCAGUUUUUCAUGCAAUGGUUGUUGACUGUCAACGCGGAAAGUUACAGUACCUUGAAAACCGAGUUGCUUUGGCGAGGAUAAUGUUUCCGAGGGAGGCCAGAGUAGCAAUGGACAUUGCUCAAGUGGAUAGUACUUUGGAAUUUACCCUUCAGUCUAGUGUAAAUCUGCUUCGGAGGACACAACGGCGAACCAUUGAUCUAAAUAAAACUCCUUUCCAAAUGAAGGAUGAGCACUUAGCUCGGAUCAGAGAUCUUUCCAAAACAGUUGAACUCGGCAAACGCUUCUUCCCACGCUGUUCCAGUUUGCUGGACAAGGUGAUGGAUGAAACUGAACCAGCUUCCCUUGGAAUUGGAAGAGAUACGCCCAGCGUGAAGAGGAAGUUUCAGGAUCUGCAGUACUUGCUUCUGAAGGCCUUUAAGGAUGACAAGGAGGAAUUUGACAGGUCGGUCCUUUUAACUUCUUGUCGAUGUCCAUUGGACCAAGGAGUUUGACAGUUCGGCCUAAGAGAUGUUCACCUUGGCCUCAUUGUUGCCAUAUUAAUAACUGAUUUUCAGUCUGGAACUGCUGGUCAGAUUUAAUAUUUUCUGUUUAACGUACUCAACAUAGUACUGCAGUAGCAUUCUAGCAACAUCAUCAGAUAGUAUGAAGCUGUUGGCCUGGCCUUGUAUAGAUCAUACAGUUAUACCCAUCUUUGCUUGUAUAGUAAAACCGUAGUGCCGCUGUGGCACUACUGCACUAGGUGCGGAAAUCCUACAGUAGUUUGAUGAUCGAA